Messenger RNA from Hydatigera taeniaeformis, 1209 nucleotides. The record is from the annotation of a GenBank genome assembly. NCBI's taxonomy places the organism in Eukaryota, Metazoa, Platyhelminthes, Cestoda, Cyclophyllidea, Taeniidae.
AUGCAGUCAAGGAACUUUGACGUAGUGAGUUUCAUGUCUCGCGGAAAGUACUCACUUAUCUACGAGGUGGCCUACACGCAGGGUAGUAGUCGCAUCACCAACACCACAUGGGCAAUGAAACGAUUCUACCUGCAAAAUUACUCCUCCGUUCGAUGCGCCCUUCGAGAGCGCAACAUUCUCGUUCGACUUGCUCGAGCAGAGAAACAAUCCCCAUUUCUCACCACAUUAUUGGAGAGUUUUCAAAUUCAUGGUGCUCCUGCCUUCGUGCUGCGCAAAGGAUGCGGUCUGGAUUUGCAAGAUCUCUUCGAGGCGGUUGGCUACUUUCGUGAAUUUGAGGCACAGUUUUACGCCUGUGAGAUCAUUAGUGGUUUGGGGCAUCUCCACGCCAUGCAAAUCGUGCAUCUGGAUGUUAAACCCUCGAACAUGCUUCUCGAUGAUUCGGGUCAUCUGUUCAUCACCGAUUUUGAUCGGUCUUAUGACGCAUCUCAAGAUGUAAUAGCCCUCGAAAAGACAGACUUUACUGGAACAUCUCUCUACAUGUCACCUGAGGUGAUGAAUAAAAUAGACAUUACGCCGAAGGCUGAUGUGUGGAGCCUAGGCGUUCUCGUCGCUGUCACCAUGUAUAGCCACUUUUCUGUAAGCAAGUGGCUGAAAUCAGGUGAGCUAAUAUUAGGCCAUGUGCCAUACGCCUCGAUGCACCUACGGAAAUUCUUAAGAGCCUGCCUAGUGCCCAAUUGCAAAACUCGUUUAGACAUUAAAGAAGUCAAAGGCCUUGGUUUCUUUAAAGAUAUUAAAUGGGAAGAGGUGGUAGAUCGUAAGAUAAAACCACCAUACCGACCAUCAUAUUUCAAAUUUGCCAUUGCUUCUGAUAAGUUCCGCUUCGAUCCCUAUGAUCCGCUCCUCCUUGCUGCUGCUUUCGGCACCCGGAUUCCUCUGGUAAACCGAUAUUUAAGAGACGUUCAUGAUAAGGAGGGAGUGCGUCGGUUGAUAGUGAAAUCUAUAAAUUAUCGAGAUCUGCUAAGGUCCGGACUGACAUCCAAGAAGAUCGGCGAGCUGUUUGCUAACUUUGACUUCCAAAAUUACCGCAUCCUUCCAUCUUCCCCUCGGCUGGAAUCGGAUCGAGUCCUAAUAGGUGGCGAAGAUGUGCCUUCUGAACACGAGCACCAUGUUUUGAAUGCUUGUUCUUCACCUCCAGGGCUCAAUAGGUGA